AUGUCCGCACCCACCUUUGCCCUUGCCACUGCAGCUCUUCAAGCCGAGGGAAAUGGAAGAAAAUCGACAGAAUAUGUCGAGCGACGAGAUCGAUUGCUGCAUGAUCUCCCCAAGGUGCAGGGUUUCGGCGGGUUUCUUGCUCGUUUUCCGUCCAAGCCUGCUCGUGAGGAGGGCGUCCCAGACGAUAAUGCCAUCGCGACAGCCAUUUUCCAUGUUUUAGCGAUGAAAUCAAAAUCCUCGUGCGUUAUCGUGGCAUGGAAACUGAGUGCUUGGGAAGUCUCAGAAUUACAAUCAGCAGUAAGGAGGGGCGAUUGA
Blastomyces dermatitidis ER-3 is the source of this 315-nucleotide messenger RNA. RefSeq lists its product as uncharacterized. The record is from RefSeq and is a predicted model, not a curated record. The coding region runs from base 1 to 315 and encodes 104 amino acids. NCBI's taxonomy places the organism in Eukaryota, Fungi, Ascomycota, Eurotiomycetes, Onygenales, Ajellomycetaceae. The transcript has 2 exons.